AUGGGCAGCGGCCACGCAUUCUCCCUUCCCUGGACUACUCUUGGUGGGUGGAGAGAGCCGCAGAAGGCAACUGGAGGAAAGAAGACGAUACGCACGGGAGGAGGAAGUGGAGAGGACGGCGCGAGGCUUGGCCGUGCCGGCGAGUUGGGGUGCUUUUCCUGCGGUCGGAGAUGCGACCGUUGGGACCCGGGAGACAGCGCAGUUCGGCUUCGGGUAGGGGAUGCAAUAUGGGCUGAGUUCAAUGAGAGUGAGGACCAUAUUGUGCCUUAUCCUAAAGGUGCAGAAGAUAGUACGACUCGCAAGAACAAUGAGGAAGAGGCGGCUAGUAUUGCUGGCAUCACUGAACAUUCUGCAGGUGUUCAAACUGGACUUCAAGGGAUGGAAAAGCAGACUGCAAAUCAGACAAGUGCACAUUUUUCAGCCACACGAAUUGACAUGGAAUCCUGGCCUGACCUUCCUUCCUUGAAUCCUACACUUGAUAGAAACUAUAGUGAUGACAACAUAGCAUCCACAUAUCUGGAUUUCAGUGCUGAACCCAGUUUACAGAAAGUGACAGGAAAAGCUACAGGGCAACUAGAUGGUGAAUCAGAAGUGUUCGGUAAUGAUCAAGAAGAAAAGAGUAACAGUUUCCUUGAUUGCGACUGGGGCAAUAUUGGAGAUUUUGAUGAUUUUGACCGUCUAUUUAGCAAUAGUGAUUCCAUAUUUGGUAAUGAGAUAGUUGCCAACGACAGCAAUUUUCUUUCUGCAUCUUCGAAUUUGAUGGAUAAUGCUGUGCAAUCAAUCCCAAUUCUGCAACUACCAUUGAAUAAACAACCAUCAUGUGAUUGUGGGCCUUCUUUGCUUCUGACUAACGAAAUUUCCAGUGGUGUUACCAAACAAGAAAAUAAGGUCGAAGUGCAGAAGAGGCCAGUGAGGUCACGCAGAAAACCAGAGGAAAGAGGUAAAAGUAAAAUAUCCAGCAGUGCAAGUGGCUUCUCCCAGAGCAAAGUAGAGAAUCCAUCAACCAAUUUGCAAGCUCCUAUGCAACCUGAACAAACUCCUCAAUAUGCACUGUUCCAGGAUAGCAAGAAGAUAGGACAAGUUCAGCAUGCUAAUCAGUUUAUGUUUCCUGGAUAUGGGUAUCCUGCGUAUCCAUUUCCUACCAUUCCGUUAGUGUCAAACAUUCAAGCUGAAGGCUAUCAGACAAAACCAACUGGCACAAGCUACCGAACUUUGGAAGAUUCCCCAAAACAGUCAAGUUCCAUAGAAAUGUCACAAGACAUUCCAUCAAGACCAGUGACAAUGACACCACAAGAAAAGAUAGAAAAGCUUAGGCGCCGGCAGCAAAUGCAAGCACUGAUAGCUAUUCAGCAACAGCAGCAACAGUUUGGUCAAGAGGGUUCUGGCAGUGACACAAUGGUGUCUCAAGCAUACUCCCCUAGGAACAAAAAUCCGGAUUCCUUAGGGAGUUCAAUUGUCAUAGAUGAAAACGCAAAUAAGGUUUUUUCGCCUGAGAUGAUUCCAACUAACCAUGACCUGGUUCACAAGAGUUCUGCAAUUUCAGAUGAUCCCUUUAUAGAGGAAAAAAUAUAUUAUCAGCUACAAGAUGCUCUUGGCAAGGCAAUUUGUUAA
This is a messenger RNA of Miscanthus lutarioriparius, 1611 nucleotides long. The record is from the annotation of a GenBank genome assembly. Lineage: Eukaryota; Viridiplantae; Streptophyta; Magnoliopsida; Poales; Poaceae.